CUCUCAUUACUCAGGUUUAGUCGAAACAGUUGCAACUUUACCUUCAACUAGUGAACGUCUUGCGUCAUAAAAUUUAUUUAUGAAUUGUUUAAAUAUUUUUUUUAAAAACAUUUAGUUAUGAAUCCUCAGUUAGUGACUUUAAUUUUUUAUUUUAUACUUUAUCUAAAUUUAAAUGGAUUUUUUGUUACUGCUUCUCCAAUAGUUAAAAUAAAAAAUGGAACUUUGGAAGGUUCAUUUAUGAAAACACGUCGUGGUAGAGAGUUUUUAUCAUUUAGAGGUAUUCCCUAUGCACUUCCGCCAAUUGGUGAUUUAAGAUUUGAGCCACCAAAACCAACAGCUGGUUGGUCAGGUUUGAAGUCUGCCAAUGAAGAUGCACCAAUAUGUACUCAAAGAAAUAUCUACACACACGAUGAUAAUAUCGUAGGACAAGAAGAUUGUUUGUAUUUAAAUGUUUAUACUCCUAUGCUACCCACGAAGGAGAUGAAAGAAAGAGGUAGUAAUUAUCCAGUCAUGAUAUGGUUUCAUGGAGGAGGGUGGGUUACAGGAGCUGGACAUUCGGAAUUUUAUAAUCCGAAAUUUUUCCUCGAUCACGAUGUUAUCCUUGUAACUGUUAAUUUCAGACUGGGGCCUUUAGGUUUUUUGAGUACAGAAGAUAUGGUAUCGCCUGGUAAUCAAGGAAUGAAAGAUCAAGCUCAGUCAAUUCGUUGGGUCAAUGAGAAUAUUGCCGCAUUUGGUGGAGAUCCGAAUCGAGUUACUGUGUUUGGAGAAAGUGCGGGAGGGGCUAGUACUCAUUAUCACAUGAUUAGUCCAUUAUCUCGAGGUUUGUUUAAUCGUGGAAUAUCACAAAGUGGAACUGCUUUGUGUCCAUGGGUACUAACUAGACCCGGUGAAGCCAAAAACAAAGCUACACGUCUUGGUGAAUUAUUAAACUGUCCAACUGAUAAUUCGAUUAAUUUGGUAUCUUGUCUUCGUAAAAAAAAUGCCAUAGAUAUUAUUGCUACAGAUAGAGCAUACCAGAUUUUUGACUAUGAUCCCAUGAUUCCAUUCAAACCAGUAAUUGAACCAAAUCAUCCCGGAGCAUUUUUAAAUGAAGAACCAGCAGAAUCUUUAAAAAAUGGAAAUAUGGCCGAUAUUCCAUGGAUGACAGGAUUUAAUUCACACGAAGGGACUCUUAAAGUUGCAGGUCUGUAUGGAAUUAAAGAGAAAAACUACGUUAAGCAAUUAGAUGAAAACUUUACAGAACUAGCAGCUGUUACACUGAUGUAUCAACAUACAUGUCCAAAAAAAUCUCAUAAAGAUGUUGCUAAAAAAAUUCGUAAAUUUUAUUUUGGAAACAAGCCUAUCGACGAAAACACAAAGUUUGAAGUUAUUGAUAUGUACUCUGAUGCAUGGUUCAACGUCGGAGCUGAUAUGGCUGUUCGAGAUCAUCUCAAUACAUUAUCUAGUCCAGUAUACUACUAUUACCUCACUUACAAAGGAAGUUCAUCAUUUUCUCGAAUAUUUGGGGCUCCCGAAGGAGACUAUGGCGUUUCUCAUGCCGAUGAAUUACAAUAUCUUUUCCCAGUUGGAGAACAAUUAUUUAAAGAUGUAGCUCUUAGUGAAGAAGACCAUCGAAUGAUUGAUACACUUACACAAUUAUGGUUUAACUUUGCUAAGACCGGAAAUCCUACACCUUCAAUUACGCAACAAAUACCUCUUAAAUGGAAACCAGUAAGAACUGAGGCUCUUGAAUACCUUCUUAUUCCAGAUUCACAAAAUUUAAAAAUGUCAAAGUAUCUUUUAAAAGAAAGAAUGGAGUUUUGGGCAAGCAUACCACAUCGUGAUAAUGUUAUUAUAUCGAAAAAAAUAUCUUAUACUAAAGAUGAGUUGUAAAAUAUUUAAACCUUUUCAGUGCAACAGAAAAAAAAAUCAUAAAAUUUUUUUAUAAUUACUAACGAUAAUUUUGUUACUACUGAACAAUAAAUUUUAUAAUAAAUAAUUAUGAAAAUAUAUUAUUAUAAUAACUGACAAUAAAUAUAGGUAAAGUGUAAAUCCCAGUACACAAAGUUUUGCUAGACUUUCACUUGGCUAAAGCGUAUUGACCUUCCACAGCAAAUAAUAUGUUUAUAUAAUACUGAUUAUAAUAAAUAAAUGCUAAGAAUAUUUUAAUAUUCUAUAAGUGUCAAACUUCAAUUAAAUAAUAAAAUUAUCUAAAACAAAGUUAAAUGUAUUAAUACUAACCUAAUAAAAUUUUUUGUUGAUUUUAA
Messenger RNA from Microplitis mediator, 2246 nucleotides. Its product is annotated as venom carboxylesterase-6-like. The transcript has 8 exons. The record is from RefSeq and is a predicted model, not a curated record. Bases 118 to 1872 code for a protein of 584 amino acids. NCBI's taxonomy places the organism in Eukaryota, Metazoa, Arthropoda, Insecta, Hymenoptera, Braconidae.